Sitophilus oryzae (rice weevil) is the source of this 2903-nucleotide messenger RNA. RefSeq names its product cGMP-dependent 3',5'-cyclic phosphodiesterase-like. Gene Ontology annotation, biological process: negative regulation of receptor guanylyl cyclase signaling pathway; regulation of mitochondrion organization; cGMP catabolic process. Bases 494 to 2755 code for a protein of 753 amino acids. NCBI's taxonomy places the organism in Eukaryota, Metazoa, Arthropoda, Insecta, Coleoptera, Curculionidae. Gene Ontology annotation, molecular function: 3',5'-cGMP-stimulated cyclic-nucleotide phosphodiesterase activity; 3',5'-cyclic-AMP phosphodiesterase activity; protein homodimerization activity. The transcript is spliced from 11 exons. The record is from RefSeq and is a predicted model, not a curated record. Gene Ontology annotation, cellular component: mitochondrial matrix; mitochondrial inner membrane; cytosol.
CACUAAAAUUGACGAUUAUGACAUUAUGACAUGACACAAAUGUCAUUCAACAACGAAUACAAAUGGAAUACAAAAACAAAAAACAAUUAUGUUUUUAAUCACCUAAAAAUAACAAUCUCUUACCGAAGGAGUACCUACAUAUAUUUAUUUUGCAUUUAAUCAUCUAAUUCAUUACUUCUUUAUUGUCUAUUUUUGAUGACACCUAAAUGCAACAUACACCGGAUAUGAAGUAUAGGUAUUUUAUUAGAGGACUUUUGGCCAAAUCCAAUUGGUUUAAGAGGGUAUAUAAAUAUCGUGCUUAUGAAUUUAAUUAAUUUAAUGCAAUAAUAAAACGGGACAUGUUAAGUAAACUUGGCCAUUUGGUUAAUGAUUAUGUGACAUCACCAUGACACUGUUCAUAUUAAACUAUCAAUUUAUUUUAUCUAAUCUUUAAGUAAGUUAAUCGGAUUAUCAAAAUUUUUUGUGACUAUUUCCCAAAUAUCUAUCUAUAACUAUGUGCACACCAGAAAAUACAGAAUUUUUUCUUGUUCCUCCAUAUUGUAAGAAAAUUUUGAAAGAAAAUGAAGAUAAGCACGAUGAUAUUCUUGAGGAACCCCUUGCAAAAAUAGAGGUUUCUAAUCCAAGUAAAAUAUUACAACUCUUAGCAGACCUUACAAAUAAGUCUACAAGAAGACUUGAAAUUAAAAUAAAUAGAUAUCUAAAAAAUGAAUGCGAGUGCAGUUUUGUAUUUAUAAUAAAUAUACAUAGUAUAUCUGAAGAAGGUGUAGUACAAGUAAUUCAAGAAAGAAAAUUAGAAGAAAAUAUACGUGGUAUAUUAUCAGAAAGUGCUAUAAAUAAUAUAUUAGAAAUUAAACCAGAUAAUGAGAAGUCUAUAUCAUUAGAUCCUAAAAUUCAACAACUUAUUAAAGAUGUGGUACCUGAUGGCUCUGGUGAAGUAGUUAUAGUGCCUAUAAUAGCGCAGGAGCAUAAAGGAAAUGAAACUGAUUUUCCAGUAUAUUUAGUUUGCAUAGUAAAUACUCUAAAAGACAGUGCAUACAUAUCAAAACUAGUUUGUGAAACAUUUAAAUAUUGUUUGACGACACUUCUCAAUACAAGACAAUGUGAAGAGGAGCGUCGUUUAAAAGCCGAAUGUCAAAAUUUAUUGCUGGUUGCUAGAAAGUUAUUUUCCCAUCUUGGGGACUUAAGUGAUUUGUUAAAAGAAAUAAUGACAGAAGCAAGAAGAUUAACAAAUGCAGAGAGGUGUUCAUUGUUUCUUCUAGAUCCAGAUCAUAUGCACUUGGUAGCUAAAGUUUUCGAUGGAAUGAGUCCAGCUGAUUGCAGUACUGAAGUUAGAAUUGCUGCAGAUCAGGGUAUUGCAGGCCAUGUCGCUGCAACAGGUGAAAUUCUGAAUAUUAAAGAUGCAUACAAACAUCCAUUAUUUUAUAAAGGAAUGGAUGAGGCAACAGGAUUUAAAACUCGAAAUAUACUAUGUUUCCCUAUAAGAGAUGAAGAUAAUAUUGUAGGCGUUGCACAGUUGUGUAAUAAAAUAGGUGGCAAUUUUGAUUACUUUGACGAAGAAGUAGCGAGAGCAUUCAGCAUUUAUUGCGGAAUAUCUAUUAUGCAUAGUCUUGUUUAUAAAAAAAUUCAAGAUGCACAGGCUCGAACUAGAUUAUCAAAUGAACUCAUGAUGUAUCACAUGCAGGUUAGCCAACAGGAUGUCUUAGAUGUUACCAUGUGUCCUAGUGAGCAUGAUGUACCAGAGUAUUCACUCUUCAGCUUCACUCCUAGGAAAAUAUUAUCUAAAGAGACUCCAUGUUAUGUAUUGAAGAUGAUGAAAGAUUUGGGUUUUAUUGACACAUUUCGUAUUAAAAUAGACACUUUAUCGAGAUUUAUAUUAUAUGUUAGAAAAGGAUAUCGUGAAGUGCCGUAUCAUAACUGGCAACAUGCUUUCUCUGUAGCCCAUUUCGCUUACUUAGCUUUAAAAAACUUCCAGCUUAUAGAAAAAGGAUAUCUAAGCCAACUAGAAGCUUUAGCUUAUUUUGUAUCAUGCUUGUGCCAUGAUAUUGAUCACAGGGGAACUACUAACUCAUUUCAGCAGCAAUCCAAUAGUGUGUUAGCAAGUCUAUAUUCCAGUGAGGGUUCAGUUAUGGAGAGGCAUCAUUUAUCUCAAACAAUUUGCACUCUAAACACUGAGGGUUGUAAUUUUUUGGAUUCGUUAUCUAGUCAGGACUACCGAAAAUGUUUGGAUUUGAUUAAGGAUAUGAUAUUGGCAACUGAUUUGGCAUCACAUUAUAAAAUACAUGCUAAACAGUUGAAUAUGGCGCAGGAAGGAUUUGAUAAAACAAAUCCGUAUCAUAAGUAUUAUCUAACCAGUCUACUAAUGACCUGUGCUGACUUAUCUGAUCAAACGAAGGAUUGGACUGAAACUAAAAAAGUAGCACAACUAAUAUAUGCCGAGUUUUUUGCCCAAGGAGAUUUAGAGAAAAAAAUGGGUAAAGAGCCUGCAAAUAUGAUGGACAGAGAAAAAGCUUCAAUUCCCGAUCAUCAGUUAGAAUUUCUAACGCAAUGUUGUAUAUGUAUUUUUAAGAUAUUAGCUACAAUAUUUCCAUCCGCUAAAGUAUUAGUAAACGCUAUAAAACAAAAUAUUCUGUGCUGGGAAUCUUCAAAACGUAUAUUUGAUAAGUAUUCUAUGGAAGGUAAAACCUCAUAUGAAGUUUUAGUCAGUGAAGAAUUAGAAACGGAAGUACAAAAUACCUUGGACAACAUUAAAGUUUAAUGUUCCUGCUUUUGUAACCACUAAAAGACAUGUGCAAUAAUACUAUUUAAACAAUAAUUUAAAUCAUAUAUCAGAGAACCUGGAGAAAUGCCAUGGAGAAAAGACAAAUUACAAACUAUUGGUAUUAAAGAAAAUAUGAACAUACACU